Messenger RNA from Coffea arabica (coffee), 569 nucleotides. The record is from RefSeq and is a predicted model, not a curated record. Lineage: Eukaryota; Viridiplantae; Streptophyta; Magnoliopsida; Gentianales; Rubiaceae.
AAAACUAGUUCUUGUUAAUGAAGAAUUGCAGACACUUAUGCUGUCUAUGUGGAAUGCUUUUAUUGACAAUGAAGGCUCCAAGAUUAUUUCGGAAAUUCAGAAUUAUCCUGUUCUUAUUGGAAGAAGGCUAAAGGUUCAAAAUUAUAAUGGAGUGGCUCUUUCUACUUGGUUUGAUUCAGCAAUUCUUGUGAAUCCACCUGUCCAAGAAGCAAGGGAACUCAAGAACUGGGCAAGUAGAAAUGCCAAAUGCCUUGCAGACAUUGUUGCAAAGAGAACAUACAGUCGAUACAAUCCUGAUCUCUCUUUCCAAGCAGAUCAAAAAAUUACUGAUAUAUCAAAUAUCAGCUCAAAACACAAGGUGUAAAUUUGAUGUUGACCUCUCUGAUGACACCGGAACAGUCACAGCCACAAUGUUUGGCGAUUUAGCUGAGAAACUGCUAACGUUCACAGCAAAAGAAGCAAUGGAGCAUUAUUUUCAGAAUAUGGUGUUACCACUUGAGGUUCUGCAUGAAGACCUAAAAUCCAAGAAAUUCCUUGCGUACAUUAGACCUGUACAGGUUCCCUUGGCU